Molecule: messenger RNA, 943 nt
Organism: Dipodomys ordii (Ord's kangaroo rat)
Lineage: Eukaryota; Metazoa; Chordata; Mammalia; Rodentia; Heteromyidae
Product: olfactory receptor 2B11-like
Exons: 1
Coding region: 2-943 (313 amino acids)
Biological process (GO): G protein-coupled receptor signaling pathway
Cellular component (GO): membrane
Molecular function (GO): G protein-coupled receptor activity; olfactory receptor activity
Source: RefSeq, a predicted model, not a curated record
CAUGAAUGCAAGUUUUCCAGAGGAUUUCCUUCUCCUGGGCUUGACCAAAUAUCCAUGGCUGGAUCUUCCUCUCUUCUUUGUCCUCCUGACGUCAUACAUGUUCACAUUGUUGGGAAACUUUGCUAUCAUCCUGGUCUCUCAACUCGAUUCUCAGCUCCAAAGUCCCAUGUAUUUCUUCCUUACCAGCCUUUCCUUUUUGGAUCUCUGUUUCACCACCACAACAGUACCUCAAAUGCUGUUUAACUUAGGAGGGCCCAACAAAAAGAUCACUUACAUAGGCUGCAUGGCCCAGGCCUAUGUAUUUCAUUGGCUAGGCUGUACUGAAUGUGUCCUGCUUGGCAUCAUGGCCUUAGAUCGCUAUGUGGCUGUGUGUAAGCCUCUAAGGUACUCUGUAAUCAUGGACCAGAAGCUGUGUCUGCAACUGUCCAGCACUGCUUGGCUCAUCGGUUUGGCCAAUUCCCUGCUUCAGUCCACCCUCACAGUCCAACUGCCCCUGUGUGGGAAUCGGGUGCUGGAUCACUUCUUUUGUGAGCUGCCUGGUCUUAUUAAGAUGGCUUGUGGGGACACCACUAUCAAUGAGAUUACCUUAGCAGUGGUGGCCACAUUCCUGAUCAUGGGACCCCUCUCCAUGAUUCUUGUGUCUUACAGUUACAUUGCCCGGACUGUGUUUCGAAUCCCUUCUGCUGCUGGGAGACUUAAAGCCUUCAAUACUUGCUCAUCACAUUUACUGGUGGUGUCUUUGUUUUAUGGGCCUGGAAUCUACAUCUACAUGCAGCCUUCUGGGGACGGUCCUCAAGAUGUUAUCAAGGUCUUGACCCUGUUUUACUGUGUCAUUACUCCCAUGGCCAACCCAUUCAUCUACACCCUAAGAAACAAGGAGGUAAUAGGAGCUAUGCAGAGGCUUCUGAGGAAAGCUAUUUCAGCUAAGAGACUGAGAAAAUGA